Messenger RNA from Vitrella brassicaformis, 3627 nucleotides. The record is from the annotation of a GenBank genome assembly. NCBI's taxonomy places the organism in Eukaryota, Vitrellaceae.
AUGAGCAACUUCAGGAGAUUCCAGAUCGGCAGGCCCCAGAGUAAGGUGGCUGGCGCCAAUGCUGGACAGGCACCCACUCCGGGUGCCCAAUCCCAGGCUGCCCCAUCGGCCACUGGUGCUACGGCUCCUAGAGAAGAAGCUGACCUACGCUACAGUCUGCCCCUUCCCUUUCUCCCCCCCGCCAUGGCGCCUAUCGAUAUCUGUGUUAUCCAGGGGCAUGAGCUCGAGUUCCAAGCUGGGCCGACCAGCUUCCUCGGUCAGCGUGGGGUUACCAUAACAGAUGGGCGACUUUCGAUGUAUGCUGCAGGUUUUGGCGCAUUCGGAUGCGUGAUGAAGGCCAAGUGGAAGGGCCAAUCUGUCGCUGUCAAGAUACUGGUGAGGCCUCCGCUUGGCCUCCAAAGAUGCCACCCCAAGGAACAUUGAAUGGCUCUCCGAUGCAGAAUCAUGUGAAUAUUGAGGAGGUGAGGAAGGAGGUUCACGUGCUUUCACACGUCCAGCAUCCCAACUUGAUCAAGUUUCUCGGGCUGGCCGAGCAAGAGGGAAAACUCAUGAUUGUCACAGGCACGCGUUCUCUGCCCGUUCGAACGACUUCCAUGCAUAUGAUGGCGCUUGCAAUGUGUUGAUGCUUCAGAGCUGUGCAUUGGCGGCACAUUGCAUACAUUCAUGGCGGAGCUCAGGGAGAGACUUGAUGACAGCCUUCGCCAAAAGCUUGCCGAGCAGGUAACACAAAGAGAGGCGCAUCCUUGAUGAUGUUUGAUGGAUGAUGUUUGCAGGUCUGCGAGGGUGUCGCUGCUCUUCACGCACACAAAAUCGUCCAUCGCGACCUCAAGCCCGCCAACAUUCUCGUACGCAGCACGUAGAGCCUGACUCCUUGUCAGAUUGGAUGUGUGUGCGCCUCAGGUGGAUGGCCUGGGCAACAUCAAAAUCUCCGACUUCGGCCUGGCGAGAAUUAUAGAUGGCACGAGUCGGUCAGUGACUAUGGGUAAGAGAGCAACAUAUGUAGCAACAGACAGACAGACAGACCGGCAGACAGGCGGGUGGACAGAUAGAGAGACAGAUAGAGAGACACACAGAGAGAGACACCGACACACAGACACGGGCAGGUGGGAAGGCAGAGAGACAAGCGGGCAGGUGGGAAGGCGGGCAGACAGACAGAGAGACAGACAGACUUCACAUGCAGGCGGGCAAUUUCAGGACCUACGUGACAGCGUUGUUUAUGUGCAGGGGCUGGCACACACGGCUUCAUGGCGCCAGAGGCCUAUGAUCCAAGUAAGCAAUGGCAUAUGUAUCGCCGUUUUUCUCACGGAUCGUUGAUCUGCCUGCCCUGCAGCGAAGCGGCUAAGCUUCGCAUCUGACAUUUGGGGACUUGGAGGCAUCCUGGUGGAGAUUCUGGGAGGUAAGAGUGCAGUGUCCUUCUUGGCCUCUCUCAACCAUUCUCUCUGCGCCUGCUUCGCAGGGAAGAAACCCUUUCCUCAGUUGAGUGGACUGACACCGGAGCGGGCCAUGGGGGAGGCCAUGAGGCUGCACAAGGAGGGAGUGAAGGUUCGUCUGCAGCUAUAGGAGAUGCUGCUCUCGACAGACUCAUUGACAGCCUCUCUUGUCCUAAUCUCCUUGUUUAUUGACAGCCUGAGAUCCCCACGGGCAAGCUCUUCCCUCCCCAUGUCAGACGCAUCAUUGAGGUACAUUGCAAGGAAGGCACAGCAAAAUCCAUAUGCGCCGUCUCUGUGCAGAGAUGCUUUGAGUACGAACCGAGCAAGCGACCGACGGCCAAGGAGGUGCCAUUUGAUAUGAACAGACGAUCGUGUCUGUUUUCUCUGUUUCCUGUGUCUUUCCUAGGUGUUGGAUGCAUUGAAGGGCCCACCACCCAGAUCGAUGACGCCAAACCCCCAGCCGAUGGACAACAACGAGGCGAGUAAGGCUAUAUCCGGCUUACGCCUCAUUUGUGUGUAUCAGAGAUGGAUCGCUCGGAUUGCUUUUAUGAAUCAGACACCAUCACACUGCCAAAGCCGAUUUCGGUGCCCGUUUCGCCCUCGCCUGCACCACGACCGCAGACCGUCAAACAUGUACGGACAGACGGAAAGAAGAACGCACACGCAACAGGGAAUUGGGCGGGGGUGGACGUCCUUUAUGAAUGCAGAGUGACAUCUUUGAAGCCGUCAGAGCCAACGACAUCCAGUCCGUGGCCCACCUGAUCGACACGGAAAAGGAGAUACUCGACAAACGUUGGUCUGGGGUAUGCCAUCGCGAAGACGAUAGGACUGUACUCAGUGGUCUAUGUGUCCUCAUUUGUGCGUCCAGAUGACACCCUUUAUCGUGGCUGCACGUGAGGGUCACGUGGGCAUCAUAACGGUGAUGUAUGAGAGCAAACGUGACACACCGCAGCAAAGAGACAGCGUACCGACACCGAACAAGGCAUCCUGUGUGCUCUUGAUGAUGAGACGAUGUGUGUUGGCUGUGAUGGAAUGCAGCGUGGCUGGAAUGCCUUGCACUGGGCUGCACAGGAAAACCGUGUUGCGGUCGUCAAGCAGCUGCUGAAGUGGGAUCCCUCACUGAUCGAUGCACGCAACGAGGUGACAAAGCACACAUGUCUCCGAUGCCUCAUUGUGUCGAUUGUGCGUGUGUUGAUUACAGGAUGGCAGGACGCCAUGGGAUUUGGGGGAGAAAAAGCCGGAGAUCAGAGAGAUCAUGGAGAAAUACAAGUCUGCCCACGGUCAGUCAGUUAGUCUGUCCUCCCACGGGAGAAACAUCACUGUAUCCAUGCCGUGUGUGUGACAGCUGCCCAGCCUGCACCGCCAGUGAAAUACGUGAGAGGCAAAGUGUCCCAUCCCCAUCAAAGUGACAUGUGCAAACGACUGUUUUUCCUGUGCUAGAGGGACAUCUUUGCAGCCGUCAAAGCCAACGAUGUCCAGUCCGUGGCCCACCUGAUCGACACGGAAAAGGAGAUACUCGACAAACGAGAAGGUGGCUGGUGGAAGGUAUGCAACCGUGAAGCCGACAGAAACGAAGUCAGUGGUCGGUCUGUGUGUUCUCGUUCCUAUGGCGCAUUUCACACCGUUCCUUCGCGCUGCGGAGAGGGGUCACGUGGGCGUCAUGUCGGUCAUGUAUAAGAGCAAACCUGACAUACUGCAGCAAACAACCACCAGGGUACCGACGCAGACAAAGCAUCUUGUGUGCUGCUGGAAUUGAGGAGAAAAUGUGUUGGCUGUGGUGCAAUGCAGCCUGGCUGGAACGCCAUACACUGGGCUGCCACUAACGGCCAUGUUGCGGCUGUCAAUAAGCUGCUGGAGUGGGAUCCCAAACUGAUCGAUGCACGCACGAAUGUAACAGAGCACACACAUGUUCCAGACGCCUCAGUGUGUGUGUCGAUUGUGUGUGUGUGUUGAUUGCAGAAAGGCGGCACGCCAUUCAUGGAGGCUGCCUUCUGGGGUCGUGUUGAUGUGAUGGAGGCAAUGUAUGCCAAACGAAAGGACCUUCUCACACAGACGGACGAUGUGAGACACGCAUGGAGAUACACAGAAUGCCCCUCGUUUGAUUGCCUUUCCCUGUGUGCAUGACACACAGGACGGAUACACGGCACUCCACCAUGCUGUGCUCAAUGACAAAUCUGCGGCUGUGUCUCAGCUGUGA